Zingiber officinale is the source of this 1317-nucleotide messenger RNA. Its product is annotated as lysine histidine transporter 2-like. The record is from RefSeq and is a predicted model, not a curated record. The transcript is spliced from 7 exons. NCBI's taxonomy places the organism in Eukaryota, Viridiplantae, Streptophyta, Magnoliopsida, Zingiberales, Zingiberaceae. Bases 121 to 1317 code for a protein of 398 amino acids. Gene Ontology annotation, cellular component: plasma membrane.
GACGAUGACCAACAAACGGCGACGGCGCUGGACAAGCAAAACGCCAUCGAUGAUUGGCUUCCGAUCACCUCCUCACGGAACGCCAAGUGGUGGUUCUCCGCCUUCCACAACGUCACCGCCAUGGUCGGUGCCGGAGUCCUCAGCCUCCCAUUCGCCUUGUCGGAGCUCGGAUGGGGACCUGGCGUCGCCAUACUCGUGACAUCGUUGAUCAUCACUCUGUACACCCUCUGGCAAAUGGUGGAGAUGCACGAGAUGGUUCCCGGCAAGCGGUUCGACCGCUACCACGAGCUCGGGCAGCACGUGUUCGGCGAAAAGCUCGGGCUCUGGAUCAUCGUCCCGCAGCAGCUCAUGGUCGAGGUGGGCGUCAACAUCGUCUACAUGGUCACCGGCGGCAAGUCACUGAAGAAAUUCCACGAACUCGUCUGCCCUAAUUGCAGCAACAUCAAGCUUUCCUACUUCAUCAUGAUCUUCGCCUCCGUGCAACUCGUGCUCGCUCAGCUCCCCAACAUGAAUUCCAUCUCCGGUAUCUCCUUGGCCGCCGCAGUCAUGUCCCUCAGUUACUCCACCAUCGCCUGGGUUGCUUCAGCAAACAAAGGGAAGCAGCCGGACGUAGACUUCAGCUACAAGGCUUCGACCAAAGUAGGAGUUUUCUUCAACUUCCUCAGCGCGCUAGGAGACGUCGCCUUCUCCUACGCCGGGCAUAACGUCGUUCUCGAGAUUCAGGCGACCAUACCUUCCACCCCCGAAAAGCCUUCAAAGAAGCCGAUGUGGAAGGGCGUCGUCGUCGCGUAUCUCGUCGUCGCUAUUUGCUACUUUCCGGUGGCCAUCCUCGGAUACUGGACCUUCGGCAACGCCGUCGACGACAACAUUCUAAUGACACUCCAGAAGCCGACCUGGUUGAUCGCUGCUGCUAACAUGUUCGUCGUCAUCCAUGUCAUCGGAAGUUACCAGAUCUACGCCAUGGGCGUAUUCGACAUGCUAGAGACACUGCUCGUGACGACGUUUCGCCUUCCACCUGGAAUAACACUUCGCCUGGUUGCUCGGAGUCUCUACGUCGCGUUCACAAUGUUCGUCGCCAUUGCCGUUCCCUUCUUCGGCGGCUUGCUUGGAUUCUUCGGAGGCUUUGCAUUCGCCCCGACAACUUAUUACAUCCCCUGCAUCAUGUGGCUGACUGUCUACAAGCCCAAAAGGUUCAGCUUAUCUUGGACGGCAAACUGGAUCUGCAUUGUUCUGGGAGUGUUGCUGACGGUCUUGGCGCCUAUUGGAGGCUUGAGGUCGAUCAUUCUGAGUGCCGAGAGCUACCAGUUCUUCUCCUGA